Messenger RNA from Kwoniella botswanensis, 897 nucleotides. RefSeq lists its product as uncharacterized. Gene Ontology annotation, biological process: L-glutamine metabolic process; oxaloacetate metabolic process. The record is from RefSeq and is a predicted model, not a curated record. Lineage: Eukaryota; Fungi; Basidiomycota; Tremellomycetes; Tremellales; Cryptococcaceae. The coding region runs from base 1 to 897 and encodes 298 amino acids. The transcript is spliced from 10 exons. Gene Ontology annotation, molecular function: omega-amidase activity. Gene Ontology annotation, cellular component: mitochondrion.
AUGGCAUCCAUCUCAGCCAAACCAUUCCGUCUCGCCCUCCUCCAGCUGGGCUCCCUCUCGGCCUCCAAGGCAUCCAACAUAGCCGUAGCCAAGCAAGCAGUAUUGGAAGCUGCUCGAUCCUCUCCCAAACCACACUUGGUCGUCUUACCUGAAAUUUGGAACUCGCCUUAUGCCGUCACUGCCUUUAGGGAAUAUUCCGAAAGAGUCCCUCAUGUGGGCAGUAAGUACGAUGAGGUGGACGAGGGAGAGACCGUUAGGGCUAUGAGGGAGAUGGCUAGAGAUAAUGAUAUUUGGUUGAUUGGUGGCUCGAUACCCCAGAAAGAUGAAAAAACAGAUGAGAUCUUUAAUACUUGUACGGUGUAUGAUCCAAGUGGUACCCUCGUCGCUAUUCAUCAGAAAGUCCACUUGUUCGAUAUUGAUAUCCCAGGUAGACAGACUUUCAAGGAAUCUGAUACUCUCACUGGAGGUAAAUCCUUGACUACCUUUGAUACUCCCUUUGGUAAGAUUGGAUUAGGUAUCUGUUAUGAUAUUAGAUUCCCAGAAAUGGCCACUAUCGCCGCUAGACAAGGUUGCGUGGCUAUGAUUUACCCGGCUGCAUUUAACACUACCACCGGACCUAUGCACUGGUCGCUCCUCCAACGAGCUCGAGCGGUCGAUAACCAAAUCUACGUAGCUAUGUGCUCGCCUGCUCGACACCCCGAAGCAUCUUAUCAAGCUUACGGUCACUCAUUGGUUGUCAACCCUCUAGGAGACAUCUUAGUUGAAGCUUCUCAUGAACCUACGACAGUCUACGCAGAUAUCGAUAUCGAUCUCUUGAACACUACAAGAAGGAAUUUGCCUAUAACGGUUCAGAGAAGAUUCGAUGUAUAUCCUGAUAUCGCCGAGAAAUUCUUAUAA